AUGCAGCUUCCUGCACUUUUGACUGCGCAAAGCUGUAUUGGUCAUGUCCACCUGAUCAUUGGAUCUGGACCUCUUGCAGCCUCGAGAUGUACAAAGUCUCUGCAAGUCGGUGCUAGACCCAUCGUCCUAGCUCCUGAGACUGAAGACGUCCAUUUCACUAUAGUAAAGGCAAUCGAGGACGGCAACGUGCGGUGGAUACAGCAAGAAUUUAAAGAGCAGGAUCUAAGUACACUGGGCAGGGAAGAGAUCGAGAACUACGUCGAUGCUGUAUUCGUUACCCUGCCUGCAAAGGACCCGCGGAGUGUCCACAUCUCUAGCCUGUGCAGGCGUAAGCGAAUACCUGUCAACGUUGUUGACGCCCCAAGACUAUGUACCUUCACGUUACUAUCUACGCAUCUGGACGGUCCUUUACAGAUAGGAAUCACGACUUCCGGGAGUGGCUGCAAGCUGUCGUCUCGUAUUCGGAGGGAAGUGGUUUCGGCGUUGCCACCUAAAUUUGGGGACGCGGUAGAAAGACUGGGUUCAUUGAGGAGGCAGAUUUGGGAGGAAGAUUAUCGCUCACAGUCGGUAAACGUUUCAGAGCCCAUUGAAGCGGAAGCGGAAGAUGAGGAGUCCGCUGCGCAAAAGCAUACCUUCAACACAUUAAUCCGAGAAAAUGAUCAAGAUCCGGCAGUCUUAAGGACGCGGAGAAUGAGGUGGCUCUCGCAGAUAUGCGAAUACUGGCCUCUUGAUCGGUUGGCGUGUAUCACAGACACGGAUGUUUCAAAGAUUCUUGACGCCUACAAAUCCACUGCUCAACCACCUCCACCAAUCUCCGAUAACGCGCCUGAUGGUCAGACUCUGAUUUCUGGACACCUACCACUUCGGAAAGGGACAAUUACGCUUGCAGGAUCGGGUCCUGGCCACCCAUCUCUCCUCACAAUCGCUACCCAAACCGCGAUUCAGAACGCUCACUUCAUUCUUGCCGACAAACUCGUUCCAGCCGAGAUCUUGGCACUUAUACCACGUCGGACCUCUGUUCACAUUGCUCGUAAGUUUCCUGGUAACGCAGACGCCGCUCAAGAGGAACUCCUCCGACUUGGAUUGGACGCUAUGAAGGAAGGCAAGGAUGUGCUUCGUUUGAAGCAAGGUGAUCCCUACCUGUACGGGCGAGGCGCUGAGGAAGUAACAUUUUUCCGUGAUCGUGGUUACGAUGUCAGAGUGAUUCCUGGAAUUACGAGUGCACUUUCAGCGCCACUGUUUGCCGAUAUACCCGUCACCCAUCGAGCGGUCGCCGACCAAGUCGUUAUUUGUACCGGUACUGGCAGAAAAGGUGCUGCCCCAGAACCACCAUCGUACAAAAAGAGCAAAACGGUCGUCUUCCUGAUGGCAUUACACAGACUAGAAAGUUUAGUCAGCAGCCUCACUGUAAUUCCUGGCGAAACAGGCGGACGACCCGAAGGGCGAGCGGUAUGGCCUGCAGAUACACCCUGCACAGUGAUUGAGCGUGCGAGCUGUCCGGAUCAGCGAGUCAUUCGAUCGACCUUACAGCAUGUCUGCCAGGCAGUGGAAGAUGAAGGAUCUCGACCGCCCGGUCUACUUGUGGUUGGCCACUCAUGCGAGGUCUUGCAUCAGCUUAGUAAGAAUGAGAGGUGGUCAGUCGAAGAGGGUUUUAGAGGUCUCGAGGCCACCGGAUCAACGAGUUCCGAGCUAAACCUGCUCAAGGAUCUAGAGCAGAUGACUAGAACCACAGACAACACUUCCGUUGAUCUGUGA
Exophiala aquamarina CBS 119918 is the source of this 1755-nucleotide messenger RNA. Its product is annotated as uroporphyrin-III C-methyltransferase/precorrin-2 dehydrogenase/sirohydrochlorin ferrochelatase. Gene Ontology annotation, biological process: siroheme biosynthetic process; sulfate assimilation. NCBI's taxonomy places the organism in Eukaryota, Fungi, Ascomycota, Eurotiomycetes, Chaetothyriales, Herpotrichiellaceae. The coding region runs from base 1 to 1755 and encodes 584 amino acids. The record is from RefSeq and is a predicted model, not a curated record. Gene Ontology annotation, molecular function: uroporphyrin-III C-methyltransferase activity. The transcript has a single exon.